UUCGUCUGUGGGCAAGUUGGGGCCAGCAUCACCUGCGCAGAGCCGGGAUGUGAGAGGAGCUUCCAUCUCCCCUGCGCCUACGAGGGCCAGUGUGUCACCCAGUACUUUGGAGAGUUCAGGUCCUACUGCUGGGUCCAUCGUCCGCGUCAAGCAUUGGAACCAGCAUCAGCGCAGGACAAGACCUGCAUCAUUUGCAUGGAGCCCAUGGAUGACAGCGGGUCGUACACCACCAUGUCCUGUCCAGCCUGCCAACACGCCUGGUUCCACCGGGCCUGCAUCCAGAGAACGGCCCUGUGUGCAGGGAUUUACUGCUUCCAGUGCCCUGCAUGUAGAGACAGACACACAUUUCUUCAAAACAUGCGGAGUGUGGGGAUCCGAAUCCCAUUCAGAAUGCCAGUAUGGGACAACGAUGCUUAUGCAGCGCUGGCAGUUUGGUAUCGACGGUGCCAUGCCAGCAACUGCCUUUACCCCCAAGGCAGAUUACGGUCAGGAGAGGGGCCCUGGCAGCUGCUCCUCUGCAGCUCCUGUGGCUGCACGAGGAACACACCGCCACUGCUCCAACCUGAGUGAUAGCAGAACCGAAUGGGAUUGCAACGCCUGUGCCUGGAGAGGGCACCGGUAAGAGGCAAACAGCCGCGUGCUGCUGGGCUGGGGCCAGGCCAGGCCUGGCAGCGGCUGCUCAGAGCGGCCCUGCUCAAAUCCCUCCAUCCCGGGAUAAACGGGAGCCAGUUCCACCCAUGGCUGGAAUUCCAUCC
This is a messenger RNA of Coturnix japonica (Japanese quail), 755 nucleotides long. Lineage: Eukaryota; Metazoa; Chordata; Aves; Galliformes; Phasianidae. The record is from RefSeq and is a predicted model, not a curated record.